AUGAACGCUCAACAGUCUUACACAGCAGGAUCUUACGGCAACUAUGCAUUACCAUAUGUGCAUGGACCAGUUAUCCAACAGGGAACCCAAUAUUAUACUUCUCAUCCUUAUACUAAUACUCAGUCCCAGGUAUUGCCAUCAGGUGCGACGACACCAACACCGCAGAGGCUUGGAAUGAGCCUCCCUAUGCACCACAUCGCCGGUAAUCCAGCAGCUGGAGUUGGAAUGGCCUCAAUGGGUGGUCAACCUAUUCGACGACGACCCCAAGCGUAUGCUGAGAAUUCUAUGAUGAUGCAAAGAAAGAAGGCUAAAUUGUCCGAUCGUAACAUGCCCGGAAAGAUUGAGUCAAUUGUGCCUGAAUCGCGGCUUUAUACAGAGCUGCAAGCAUUUGAGAAAAAGCUCGAUGCGACUAUCUCGCGAAAAAGAUUUGAUAUUCAAGAGGCGCUAUCGGUGCCCAUGAAGACUAGAAGGACAUUACGUGUAUUUAUAUCAAAUUUGUCAGCAAAUCAAGAUAACGUUGAUACUGUUAUGGGUUAUGACCCAUCGAAUCCACCAUCAUGGACAUUAAAAAUCGAAGGACGACUUCUUGACCCUCCAAAUUCAUCUUCUAAAAGCAAACAACCUGCACGCAAAUUUUCGUCGUUUAUAAAAUCAUUGCUCGUCGAGCUUGACGCUGGAGGUACUGUCUAUGAAGAGGGUAAUUUAAUCGAGUGGUUGAAGGCUUCAGACACGCGUGAAUACGAUGGUUUCGAAAUCAAACGUAAAGGAAAUACAAAUUGCAAAGUCAAGAUUGUAAUGCAACUUGACAGCCAGCCAGAAAAGUAUAAACUAUCGCCACAGUUGGCAUCGAUAUUAGAUAUCCAGGAAGAAACAAAGAGUCAGACGAUAAGGGCUAUGUGGCAUUAUGUCAAGCUGCAUAACCUACAAGAUCCAGAAGAUAAGCGAUAUUUUAAUUGUAAUCAGCCAUUGCGAGAGUUGUUUGGAUAUCAAAGACUGCAAUUUCCCCAAAUGGCCGAUCUAAUCAUGAGGCAACUUCAACCACUUGAUCCCAUUGUAAUAGAAUACACAGUUCGUGCUGACAAAGAAUACCAGCAAUCCAAAUAUGCUUACGAUAUAGAAAUUGUAACAGACGAUACGCUUCAAGCAAAAAUGUCGUCCAUUCUUGCAAAUUCUCUCUCACAAAAGGAAGUCUCAAUGUGUGAUGAUAAAAUUGUCCAAUGCGUACAGAGCAUCAAUAAUUCAAAGAUCAAGAGAGACUUUUUGUUACGGUUUGCCGAGUCGCCUGUUGAAUUCAUUGAAGAAUGGAUCAAGAGCCAGAGCUCGGACUUAGAGUUGAUCCUGGGUGAAAGUAAUGCAAACAUUGAAGAACAGCGUCGAAGUGAAUUCUAUAAGAAUGAUUGGGUUCACGAGGCUAUCUUCCAUUACUUAUCUGCAAAG
Messenger RNA from Paraglomus brasilianum, 1437 nucleotides. Lineage: Eukaryota; Fungi; Glomeromycota; Glomeromycetes; Paraglomerales; Paraglomeraceae. The record is from the annotation of a GenBank genome assembly.